Messenger RNA from Daphnia carinata, 1446 nucleotides. RefSeq lists its product as uncharacterized. The transcript has 2 exons. Lineage: Eukaryota; Metazoa; Arthropoda; Branchiopoda; Diplostraca; Daphniidae. The record is from RefSeq and is a predicted model, not a curated record. The coding region runs from base 42 to 1361 and encodes 439 amino acids.
GUCCAUCCCACACAUUUCUCUAACGAAAACAAAGCACAAAAAUGCGAGUGGUGCGAUUUCCAGUAGGCACGUCGCUUUUGGCGUUGGCUAUUUUGUUUCCUUUUACACAUUGCAUAACAGAAGACUCUUCCACGUUCCCUACAAUGACCGACGUUAACGAAUUUCCCGAAGCACGCAAAUCCCCUCGUUAUCUGUGUGUUCAAGGUGGUUGCACUUGCGACGCAAUGAGUGGUAACGCUGAAGAGAAUAUGAUGGCCAACUGCAAUUGCCAAAGUACGAAAUCUGAUGGCAGUGCAAACCCGAAAAUUUCAUCGCCGACUUUCAUGAAAUUCUCUGGAGUUAGGUUUCCACCAAAUCUCAAAAUUGUCCGAAUUUCUAACUGUGAUUUCUUGGACAUCGGUGCAAAUGAUGAAUUCUCUCAAUUACAUUUUACAGAAAUUUCAAUUCAAAAUUCAAUUGGAGUCACCAUUCGACCUUUGGCUUUCAAGAAAGUUUCAAAUUUUACAGUUAAAAACGUAGAAAUGCUUUCUUUCGAGAAUCGAGCAUUUGACAAUCUAGAAGCCGAUAUUGUUCACUUCAAGAAUGUUACAUUCAACAAAAACAACAUGGACAAUUUUAAUCACGUUGGUACCUUCGGUCCAAUUCGAAUCAAUACAGCUUUGGAAUUUAGGGAAUCAAAGCUAUCAACCGAUAUGAAAAUCCAAAUCAAUCAAGAAGACGUGACCAAUCUUACGGUCAGCAUUCGCAACUGCGAGCUUGAAGGUUUAAAAGGGAUGAUCAAAACAAAUCGUUUCGAACUGAUAGGCAAUAACUUCACUAGUCUCUGCUCAAUCAAGGCGAAUGUUCCACUGAUUCCGGUGAAUACAAGUCCUAAUGGACACUGCGAAUCUGAAGAUAAUCUACCCACCACCAGCAUCGAGUUUAGCAAAUCAAUGGAGCUCAACAGCAACACAUACAAUCGCGAACGUAUGCCUGACCUGCUUUUUAGCGUCGAAGAGAAGGGCAUCAUGGAUAUUAGCUUUCCGGACGAAAAGAAACCUACCGAAUCUACAGUGGCAGAAACAGCUGAAAAGUGGUUGGCAAUGUUCACUUUUGAAUUUAAAGGUAAUUUGAUUAGAAACAGAACAAGAAGUAACAUCGACGAAUGCAAAGAGAAAUGGGUCUGGGGAUCAAAACCACCCAAGUACCAGAUCUUUUGCCCCACUCCACAGUCAAUGAAAGAUUUCGUUCGUUCGGGAAAAUUCAAACCACUAUUUCGACGUCCUACUAACAGUUCGUCUGCUUCAACAUUUACCAUUACGUUCUUUUCUCUUGGUUGUGCCCUAUGUUUUCUGAAUUUCUCUGCAUUUCUUUCAAGUUAACAAACAAACAAAUUGUAACAACGGUUGACCUUUCUUUUUCGUUGGUUAAGUUCCCAAUUGAAUACAACUUCCCCCAGCUUCUCGA